UUUCUCCCGCGACGGCAAGCCAUUUCCCCCGCCUAACCUAACCACCUCUGACUCUGAGCCCCGACCGGCCGCGAGGGUACGAAACCAGCAUGGUCAGCCCUCUCCUCUUGCUGCUCCUCCUCUCUCUCUCCGCCGCCUCUGCGGCGGAGUACGGGGACGAGCUGCUGCGACGCGCGGCGGGGGAGCGGGAGUGGAUGGUGGGCGUGCGGCGGCGCAUCCACGCCCACCCGGAGCUCGCGUUCCGGGAGCACCGCACCAGCGCCCUCGUCCGCGAGGAGCUCGAACGCCUCGGCCUCCCCGCCCGCACCGUCGCAGGAACCGGCGUCGUCGCCGAAGUCGGCUCCGGCCGGCCCCCCUUCGUCGCCCUCCGCGCCGACAUGGACGCGCUCCCGCUCCAGGAAUUAGUGGAGUGGGAGUACAAGAGCAAAGUGGACGGCGUGAUGCACGCCUGCGGGCAUGAUGUGCACACAGCGAUGCUCCUGGGGGCAGCAAAGCUACUCAAUCAGCGUAAGGAUCAGCUCAAGGGAACAGUGAGACUCCUUUUUCAACCUGCCGAGGAAGGUGGUGCAGGUGCAUCUCAUAUGAUAAAAGAAGGUGUUAUUGAUGGUGUCAAAGCCAUAUUUGCCAUGCAUGUCGACUAUCGUAUGCCAACUGGUGUAAUAGCAGCUCAUCCAGGACCUACACAAGCCGCUGUAUGUUUCUAUGAAGCGAAAAUAGAAGGUAAAACUGGAAAGGCUGAAACCCCACACUUAAACAUGGAUCCUAUUGUUGCUGCAUCAUUCGCCAUCCUGUCCCUGCAGCAGCUCAUUUCCAGAGAAGAUAAUCCUCUUCACAGUCAAGUGCUCUCGGUUACCUAUGUCAAAGGUGGAAAAGCCCUUGAUGCCACCCCUGCCAUUGUUGAAUUUGGAGGUACUUUGAGGAGCCUCACUACUGAAGGCCUUUACCGUCUACAAAAAAGGGUUAAAGAGGUAGUAGAAGGGCAGGCUGCCGUGCAUAGAUGUAAGGGAGUUGUCAAGAUAAAGAGUGAGGACUAUCCAAUGUACCCUGCUGUUGUGAAUGAUGAAAAGCUGCAUCACCAUGUAGAGGAUGUUGGCAGACGCUUGCUUGGUCCGGACAAGGUGAAGCCCGGAGAGAAGAUCAUGGCGGGCGAAGACUUCGCUUUCUACCAGCAGCUAGUUCCCGGUGUUAUGUUUGGCAUUGGUAUUAGAAAUGAGAAAGCUGGUUCCGUUCACUCAGUUCACAACCCACAUUUCUUCGUUGAUGAGGAUGUCAUUCCAAUUGGGGCUGCAGUGCAUACUGCGAUUGCAGAGAUAUAUCUUACUGAGAGCCCCACUCUGAACGAAGGAGCCUUGCAUUCGCAUUGAUGGUCUUGAGUUGAAAGAAUGGGUUGAUAUGUAUAAAGACACUAAAUUUAUGAGUAAAUUUCACGAAACCACGUGUACUUUAGAAAAAGUAUCACAAAAUGACACCUUUUAGAUGACAUUUUAAGGAAGUAUACUAACUUUGUCAAAAAAAAAUUAUUACAAGGUGAUGCACACCACGCUCAUA
Phragmites australis (common reed) is the source of this 1548-nucleotide messenger RNA. RefSeq names its product IAA-amino acid hydrolase ILR1-like 5. The record is from RefSeq and is a predicted model, not a curated record. Gene Ontology annotation, biological process: auxin metabolic process. The transcript has 5 exons. The coding region runs from base 90 to 1364 and encodes 424 amino acids. Gene Ontology annotation, cellular component: endoplasmic reticulum. Gene Ontology annotation, molecular function: IAA-Ala conjugate hydrolase activity. NCBI's taxonomy places the organism in Eukaryota, Viridiplantae, Streptophyta, Magnoliopsida, Poales, Poaceae.